AUGCUACUACGUGUACCUACAGCUAAGUGUAUACCAAAGCAACCACGGCAGGAUUCUGAUUCUGAACAGGAACAACGAUGGGUGGAUACAGUGCAGUGCACGGAUCCGGACAGUUGGAUGGGGCGAUCUGGGGGGGUGGGAUGGGAUCGUACCGUAGGGGGAUGGGAUUCUCGUACUCUGGGGAGUGCCGGGCGACCGUUCAAAGACAGCAACUACCUGGGAGUACGUUGCGUUGCGUCGCUGCGCAUGGAUCAUCAUCUCUAUGUUUUAUUUUUGUUGUUGAAUGAGGUUGGCAGUGCGACCCUGGAUGUAUUAGGAAAGACAGACAAUGGGCCGCGCGCGAUAAGGCGCUGUAGAGUUGCUGGAAGGGGUGAAGAAGACAAGACACGCCCGCCCAGCACUGACGAUUCUGACCCUUCGAUUCGGGCUCUUACAGGGCAGAGGCACCUCGUACUCUACCUCAUGUAA
This is a messenger RNA of Morchella sextelata, 468 nucleotides long. RefSeq lists its product as uncharacterized. Bases 1 to 468 code for a protein of 155 amino acids. The record is from RefSeq and is a predicted model, not a curated record. NCBI's taxonomy places the organism in Eukaryota, Fungi, Ascomycota, Pezizomycetes, Pezizales, Morchellaceae. The transcript is spliced from 7 exons.